Messenger RNA from Anguilla anguilla (European eel), 3091 nucleotides. RefSeq names its product T cell leukemia homeobox 2 (gene tlx2). Gene Ontology annotation, cellular component: nucleus. Gene Ontology annotation, biological process: animal organ development; regulation of transcription by RNA polymerase II. Bases 604 to 1734 code for a protein of 376 amino acids. The record is from RefSeq and is a predicted model, not a curated record. Lineage: Eukaryota; Metazoa; Chordata; Actinopteri; Anguilliformes; Anguillidae. The transcript is spliced from 5 exons. Gene Ontology annotation, molecular function: RNA polymerase II cis-regulatory region sequence-specific DNA binding; DNA-binding transcription factor activity, RNA polymerase II-specific.
CUAACACUGAGCAGUCUCUGCUUUCUCUAUUAAUAUUAAUGGUUCAAAUUAUUAUAGAUUAUUUAGUAUUUUAGCAUGAUUUCAUAUAGUUACGCGGAAAAGACUUUGGCUGGAGUUCUUGUAAUUAUCGCAAAAUAAAUUAAAAAAAUCAACAGACAUUUACACGUCAAGUUGGAAACUUGGAAACAUUCUUUUUCGGAUUUGCCAGAAGAACGCCGUGUUCGAACGUGUACCGUCGGUUAGGCUACUGUUGUACAUUUGUAACUACGAUUUUUCUUUCAUGCUGUCAUCUAAAAUAUUCUUCAAUAAGUCGAAAUAAUAGAAUCUACUAAAAUGCAUGCAGAUAAUGGAUGUUUGUCCUCAUUGUCCACAACUCUUGAAUUCAUCAAGACGGAUUAUUUUCUGUGAAUUGCGUAAUUAUUAUUAUUAUUUGCACAUUUUAUGGCAUCUCAAGAGAACUUGGUCGCUCACGUUUUACGCGAAAUAUAUAGCCUUACAUUUCCAACCCUUAUGAAGCUGAUGUAAAAUGCUUUCUGGUUUUUAUUGUGCAUCGAGAAAUCAAGUCAGUUUGAAAACAUUAAUGAGGUAAUUUAGCACGCGAACAUGAACACAACAAUGGAGCACACUGGGGUCGAAGAAGUCAACCAGACUCAUCAACAACACGAGCCUAUUAGCUUUGGGAUUGAUCAGAUUUUGAAUAGCACGGACCAGGCCACCAGCUGCAUGCUGCCGAACCGGACCAGCGACGCGGAUUACCAGCUGGCCUCCAACGUCUAUUCUAAUGGCUACAAUAGUGUGUACAACCCCGCUUGCUCUAUGGCUGCCGGACUCGCGGGUUCUUACAAUGUCAACAUGAACAUGAAUGUGAGCAUGAAUAUGAACGUAAAUGUAAACUCUGGUAAUGCUGGUGGGGUUAUUCGGGUUCCUGCCCACAGACCGAUGCCUCCAACCCCUCACCCAGCUCCUUCCACUCAUCCAGCGGGCAUCUCGGCUGGCAUGCCCACCGUGCCAACAGUGUCAACCAUGGGGAACUUUACUUUUCCCUGGAUGGAAAGCAGUAGGCGAUUUGCAAAAGACAGACUGACAGCGGAGCAGGCAGUGGACGGACCAGUGGGAGGCCCGUGCGGCAGGGCGGGACACCCCUCCCUGGCCGCCCUCCGCCCUGUUCCAGAGGGGGAGAUCAGCGGGGCCCCCGUCUGGAGCUCCGUGGAAGCGCUAGCCAAACACUGUUACCCCGAUCUCGCCCUGCUGCGAGAGGCUAGUCCGCUCCUGGACUACCCAUUUCUCAAGGGCGCUUGCCCAGCGGCCUUGUCUCCAUUCUCGGUGACCCGGCGGAUCGGACACCCUUAUCAGAACCGGACGCCCCCAAAGAGGAAAAAGCCCCGUACCUCCUUCAGUCGAGUGCAGAUCUGCGAGCUGGAAAAGCGCUUCCAUCGGCAAAAGUACCUGGCGUCGGCCGAACGUGCCACCCUGGCCAAGACACUGAAGAUGACCGAUGCCCAGGUCAAAACCUGGUUCCAGAACAGGAGAACGAAAUGGAGGAGGCAGACGGCUGAGGAGCGGGAGGCAGAGAGACAACAGGCCAAUCGUCUGAUGCUACAGCUCCAGCAGGAGGCCUUCCAGAAGACUCUGAACCAGCCCCUGCAGCAGGAUCCACUCUGUCUGCACAACUCCUCACUAUAUGCCCUCCAGAACCUGCAGCCCUGGGCAGAAGACAACAAGCUGUCUGUCUAACAGAAGGAGGAGCUAAUCUGCAGAUGUCUGUCUAACAGAGGGCGGAGCUAAUCAUCAGAUGUCAGUCUAACAGAGGGUGGAACUAAUCUUCAACUGUCUGUCUAACAGAGGGUGGAGCUAAUCUUCAAAGAUCUUUCAGAGGGUGGAGCAUAUGACAGGACCAGUCAUGGAUCCUGACUGUCAGUCAUCGUUAGCCCACAGGCUACACUUCAGCUUCAAUGUGGCUAAAUAUUCUUUUGUUUUCAUAUGCAUAUGACUUCACUUGAAUGCAUGUUCCAAAUGUGUCUGUGUGUGCACUUUUGGGAUUUCCCUCCGAGGCAGAGACUUUAAACCUCAUUUUUUUUUUGUUGUCAGUUUGGUCUAGAGGCAGCUGUGUCCUUUUCUACCAUGUCAUGUCAGACUGACCACAACUUCCUAUUUAAUGUGCUUUAUAUUAAAUGUCAUUUUGACUUGACAUUGCUUCAAGUGUUAUCAAAUAGCCUUGAUUUUUUUGGCAUUUAUCAUUUAUACCCCUCAUGUCUCACUGUAGACUCUGGUAUUUACAUGUGCCAACAGUUGAAAGGAUAUUGAGCAAUGGUGGCUUGACGGGAUAGGCCAGCUAUGCAUCAAUAUGUUGAGACGGGCUGGCCUGAAAGUAAGAGAGCCACACCAGGUGAGUUUAGUUAAAAAAAGGCCCCAGGAACUUCAUGGAUAGGAGCCACCCGUCGAACCGUUUACAUGUCUCCACGUCAUGGGUCAUAAGCCCAAGUCAGAUUUGUGGAAACACGGCCUUCGCUGAUCUCAGGGCUCUUGGUGCAAUGUGGAGAGACACGAGAGCUUGUCACUUUCCAGGUGAGCAUGGGAAAAGAACAAAACUUGCCAUUCGGGACAUCCCAAAAACAGUGACGUCCAGCUAAAUCUCUCCCGGGGAAGGGGAGGAGGCGUUGAGUCACGGAGUUGCGCCCCCCAUGGUUCAUGGAUGCAUAAAUGAGGCAUCAAACUCUAAUCAAGGCAGUGGAGAAGGUGUGCGCGGAUUGACUUGGAUCUGAAAAAUGUGGGCGGAUGUGUGGGCGGAACAAUGGCCAAUGCCCUUUUCGGCUGGGCAACGCGUCAAUUACGCUUCAAACGAGAGUUCGGUAAAGGUGCAGAUGAGGGCAUAUCUGAAAAGUGACAAGAUAAAGAUCAGCAACGACAGCUUUUGAAAUACAGAAUUGUAUGGCGCAAGACAUUGAAUCAUGUCUUUUAAAUGAAUGCUUUUUUUUUCUUUUCUUUUUUUAUAUUACCACUUCCCUCCCUGCCAAUUGUCUUGAACUUCCAGCAGUUAAGACGAUGUCAAUCCAUCAAAGUACUGGAAGUUUUACAGUUUUGUCUGCCAUCA